AUGAAUUCUGGCGCCGCAGGGGCAGAGGAACCUCAAACCUCUUUCUUUGCAGAUUCUGAUGAGGACGUCGCUAUGCAGGAUGUCAAGGACUCUGAGCAAGCUGAGCCACUCCAGGAGCCCACUAUCACUAGCAGUAGACCUUCUACACCAACGGCUCCUAAACAAGAAAGGCGGCUCUUCUUCGAGGACAGCGACGACGAUAAUAUUCCGCGCCCUGUGCCACCAACACCUCAGAAGAACGACAUAUCUGCUGAGGCGGCGGUCAUAGGCUCUGAUAGCGACGUGGAAAUACCUUCUCUUGAAUAUGAACCUGGACCAGCAUCCUCAGGGGCAAGCAGCGUACCCUCAUCAAGGGCUUCUUCUCCUCUGCCUGCUGAUAUGCUCAAUGACGACCCUUCAAAUAAGAAACGCCGUAGAUCGCCAUCCAAGCCUAAGGAACCGGGGGCUGCGUUCGAGUCUGCUUACAUUGGAACGUUUCUGGUUGGCAACGCAUGGAGCACUGUGAGAGGCAAAGGAUACAUCAAGGCUGGCGAUCCAAUCCUUGUCGAGAGAGAUAGUCCUGAUGAUGGCAAGCCAUCUUUCAAAAAUGUCACCAAAGUGAAGACGACUCAGUCGACCGACAAGGGCAAGAAGAAGCAGAUGACGCUUUCAUCCAUGCUCAAACCUCAGCCUCAGAACCUUCACAAGAAGAAAGCUGAUACCGUUGUUCGGCUGACAAAUGCUCGAGGAUUCGAGUUCGCACGACUUCCGACAGACAUUGCUACAUGGGUGUCGAAGCUACUUGACUUGGGAAUUGUUGACUUUAAGGGGAGCACAAUGGUUGACUGCCCAGAGACCCUUCGCUCUGGGGCUGAUCUCAUUGUUUCCCUGUCCGUGUACAUACGACACACUGCGUUUAAGGCCGCGAAUAUAAGUCCUAACGAUUCACCAAGAAACUUCUUUAACCAAGCGCAGGAGACUAUCGAAGAGCAAACCUUGCGAGAGCGUAAAGCUGCACUUCUGGCCCUCUUCGACGCUGUUAGCCUUAAUCCCAGACGUGGUGCACAAGCUGGUGCAAGCACGACUGCAAUACCAGAGGACGCUCCGAAAGAUACCAAAGCGUCAAGCAAGAAAAUCAAGAAGGAGGUCGUUGGGGAUGGGGAAGAGAUCGAGGUUGAGGAAGGAGAUGAACUUUCGGACGGUCAACUCGACUUGAUCUACAAAAAGGCACAACGCAACGAUAAAACAAUGGCUGAGAUGGAGCCAGUCGAUACGUUUGAACUAACCUUGCGAGGAUACCAGAAGCAAGCUUUACUGUGGAUGAAUUCGAUGGAAAAUGGCGAAUCGUCCGCAAGAGAGGCCGUAUCAAUGCAUCCUUUGUGGAGCGAGUACUCAUUCCCUGCUGAACCUAUUGAAGGCGUCAUCGACUUGACUCAAGAUGAAAACCCUUUUUACUUCAAUCCUUAUUCUGGCGAAUUGAGCCUCACCUUCCCUAAGGCCGAACAGAAGCUCAAAGGAGGUAUUCUAGCUGACGGUAAGUUGGGUAUGGGCAAGACCAUCAUGCUAUCUGCCCUAAUACACACCAACAAAACCCCUGAGCCUUCCAUCCCCGACGAUGAGCUUCCAGCUCGAAAGAAACAGAUACGACUCGACCGUGCCUUCCGCCCCAAAAAUGAAGGCGAUCACAAGGAUGUCAGAGGGCCGUCCGCGACGCUCAUUGUGGCACCAACGUCACUUUUGACACAAUGGCAGGAAGAACUCGAACGCUCCAGCAAGCCUGGUAGCGUCAGCGUCACUGUAUGGCACGGUCAGAACCGCCUCGACCUCGCUGGCUUCGAUAGCAAAGAUGAAGAGGAAACAACUCUCCCGAUUGUGAUAACCUCCUAUGGAGUCCUUGCCUCUGAGCACUCAAAGUUACAACGUGCUGGCGGUAGCUCACCGAUCUACCAAAUCGAAUGGUUACGUGUCGUUUUGGACGAGGCACAUCACUGUAAGUCAAGGACAUCCAAGACGGCCCGGGCAGUAUAUGAGAUCCGCGCCAGGCGGCGGUGGGCAGUAACUGGAACACCGAUCGUUAACAAACUGGAAGAUCUACAAUCAUUACUGAAAUAUCUCACCUACUCUCCGUGGUCUUCCUACUCACAUUUUCGAUCGUUUAUUACUGUUCCCUUUUUGGCACGGGAUCCCAAAGCUAUCGAGGUCGUUCAGGUCAUCCUAGAGAGCGUCCUUCUCCGGCGUGAAAAGAACAUGCGUGAUAGCGAUGGCAAGCGCAUUGUUGAGCUCCCUGGAAAAGAAGUCACCAUCGAGACGUUGCAGUUUUCGAAUUCGGAGAGAAUGAUCUAUGACUCGAUCUAUGGACACGCGAAGCAAGAUUACGAACGAUUGUAUGCUAAGGGUCUCGUUGGCAAAAACUACACUCACAUCCUGGCCAUGCUGAUGAAGCUCAGGCGAGCGGUGCUCCAUCCGCAUCUAGUUGUUGAUCCUGAUGAACCGGAUGAGAAGGACUCGAAGAAUGGAGUUAUUGACGUCGAUGAAAUUAUGGAAGGCGUUGCAGACAGUUCAUCUUCAGGAAAUGCUUUUGCUGCUGACGUCCUAGCGAAUCUGAAAAACGCGGAAGAGGAAGGGGAGUGUCCGAUAUGUUUGGACAUUAUGGAGUCGCCAACGAUCAUCCCGUCUUGUAUGCAUCGAUGUUGUAAGGAUUGCAUACUUUCAUACUUGGCAUCUAGCGCCGAAAAGAAUGAGCCUACUCGCUGUCCAACAUGUUUGCAAGGGCCAAUCAGGGAGCAAGACCUUAUCGAGGUCAUCCGUACUAAGAACGAAGCUGGCGAAGGAGAUGAGACGUCGAACGCUGACGGACCCUCGAAGGCGCCUGAGGUUGUUCUCAGAAGAAACGACUUCCGGUCCUCGACUAAGCUAGAAGCUCUGAUGCAGAACCUACGUCGUAUUCAAGAUCAGGAUCCACACUUCCGCGCCGUCGUUUUUUCUCAGUUCACGUCGUUCCUCUCGUUUAUCUCUGUUGCGCUUGAGCGCGAAAGACUGACAUGGUACCGCUUUGAUGGAAGCAUGGAUGUUCGCAAACGUAGUGCCGCCAUUGCAGAAUUCAAAAAGCCAGAAAGAAAGCCUAAAGUACUCAUUGUUAGCUUGAAAGCCGGAGGCGUCGGUCUGAAUCUCACUACCGCCAAUCACGUCUUCAUGAUGGAUUGUUGGUGGAACUCUGCCGUUGAGAGUCAAGCCAUUGACCGUGUCCACCGCAUUGGACAAGAGAAAACUGUAUAUGUUAAACACUUCAUCAUUGAUCACACUAUUGAAGGCCGAAUCCUUCAAAUUCAAAAGCGGAAAACAGCAAUAAUCAAAGAAGCCUUCCGAGGAUCAGGAGGAAAGACCGAUUCAGACACGCUUGAAAACCUCAAGCUUAUGUUCGGAGAUGAUUAG
Messenger RNA from Coniophora puteana RWD-64-598 SS2, 3411 nucleotides. RefSeq lists its product as uncharacterized. Gene Ontology annotation, molecular function: ATP binding; hydrolase activity, acting on acid anhydrides, in phosphorus-containing anhydrides; nucleic acid binding. The transcript is spliced from 21 exons. The record is from RefSeq and is a predicted model, not a curated record. NCBI's taxonomy places the organism in Eukaryota, Fungi, Basidiomycota, Agaricomycetes, Boletales, Coniophoraceae. The coding region runs from base 1 to 3411 and encodes 1136 amino acids.